Molecule: messenger RNA, 881 nt
Organism: Cuscuta campestris
Lineage: Eukaryota; Viridiplantae; Streptophyta; Magnoliopsida; Solanales; Convolvulaceae
Source: the annotation of a GenBank genome assembly
CAAUUGAAUUUAUUCCUUUCCAUAAAUUUAAGCUUCUCAUUCAAAAAUACAAUAAAUUAUUCACUAAUAAAAACAUUUUUUUGUUGCAAUCAAUGAUCUGUCAAAAAUUAUUCCUUGCCAUAAAACUUGUUACGUACAAAUAAUAUUCCAAUUCAAGCAAGUAACAUUGUAUUCUCAUAACAUUGCUAAACAUUUCACAUGCAUGAUAUGGAAGUGGAAAACCCAGAAGAAAUUGUUAAUGGAGAUGAAGAAGGGCAUUCCCAUAGAAAGUGUUCUGUGGACAAUUGUGAGGUAGACCAUGACAGUAUUCUGUGUCUGCUUAACUCCGAGAUGAUGGGAGACGAAGAGGAAGGAAGGUUUCUCGAGUCCAAUGUUUCCCGCACAUCGGAGUCUUUGUCGUUCAAACACAAACGCGUUCUCGAUUAUAUCGAAAUGGAUUUUGAUUCGAGCGAGAAUGUUGUUCAUGUCCCGCUUUGUUCUGAUGAUAAGAGGUUAACCGCACCAAGACUGCUCAGAGAGAGAAAAGAGAACGUAAAGUUGUACAAAAAAGCUUGGAAGCAUUGUUUGCUACACAAUCAAAUGAAGACAAAGAAGAAGAGGAAGAAAGAUAUCCACGUAGAGAUGGUCCUCUACAUGGCCAACUGACAAUCUCAUCUUCUUCCGACGACUGCAUUUCUCUUUGUCGUUCCAAUAGCAGUGCUAGUGCUCAAUCUUUUGUCUUCCCAAUAUUAAAUUCAGAUUUGUGUGGAAGUCCGAUCACACCAUGUGAGAAGAGGCUCAACAAGAAGGUAUCAUAUUGGAGAAAGUAUUGUUUUGGCUGCUGGAUAUUUUGAAUUACUCUAUCUGUAUUGAUGUUAUUACAAUAAAUUAUGGAUAAAAUA